UUUCCCAGACAGAGGUUUCAAUUAAAAUUUAGACUGUUGGUUCCACUUCACCAAGAAGUCUGGAGGGAGAAAUUGCAUAAGCGCCAGCAGCCGGUAAAACCACAUUGGCUGGGACCUGUUUGAGAAAUCCCUCGCUUCAAGUCUCUGUGAUAAAGAGAAGGGCCUCAGACCUCCGUUGUUCGGUUGCACUCCAGUUGCCUCUCUGCUCCUUCCUUGGACCCAGAUACCUCCGGCAAAGCUUCACCACUGGUGCCAUGACCUCUUCGCUGCUGCUUCUUGCCGUGAUCCACUCAGUUCUUUGGUUCAGCGCUGAUGGUUUCGGAAGCUGGAUCAUUGGGGGCAGGGAAGCCAGGCCUCAUUCUUGGCCCUUUAUGGCUUCUAUCCAGAUGGAUGGGAAGCAUUUAUGUGGCGGCUUCCUUGUACGACGCCGGUGGGUGAUGACCGCAGCUCACUGUCUUAUUCCCAGGCGAUCCCCCUCUAUUCGUGUCGUACUCGGGGCCCACUCUCUGGAGACGCGUGAGGCCUCGCAGCAGAUCUUCGGCAUCCGGGAGUCUAUUGCCCAUCCACACUAUGAAGUUCAAACAGUGAAAAACGACAUCCGUAUGCUCAAACUGAACAGGUCCGUCAGGUUCAACCGGUUCGUGAAACGCAUCCUGCUUCCCCGUCCAGGGACCGAUCCCCGGCCCGGAGACACCUGUCGUGUGAUCGGCUGGGGGGACGUUUCCAAUUUUGGAACCACCCAGGCCAGACUGAUGGAACUCAACACAACAGUUCUCGAGAGGAGGGCGUGCAACGCCUCUUGGACCGGGCACAUCUUCGACUGUAUGAUCUGUGCAGGCAGCCCGAACAAGGGACUGCAUGGAUUCUGCGCUGGUGAUUCUGGCGGACCCCUGGUUUGUGGAAAACGAGUACAAGGAAUUGUUUCCUUCAAUGGGAAGAGAUGUGGCAACCGGCGUUUUCCAGAUGUCUAUGCCCGGAUCUCAAAAUACAUCAGCUGGGUCAAUGAAGUGAUAGGAAUAUUUUGAGGGCAGGUUGUGGCUAGGGCUGGAUUAAGACCUUUAGCGGUCCUAAGCACCUAAAAGAUUAUGGAACCCCCAUAUACUGAAUAUGUAAUUCAGAAUGAAAACAACAGUAAACCCUAAUAUAUAUACCUUCGAUUUCGAUUUCGAAUACCUUUAAUGGCAUAUAAAUAGUUUAAGAUUAACUUAGCAAGAUAAUAACAGCCUUUUACAACUUCUGACGAGUUAAAAUAACACCAUUAAAAAAUU
This is a messenger RNA of Sphaerodactylus townsendi, 1268 nucleotides long. Its product is annotated as serine protease 57-like. Bases 255 to 1025 code for a protein of 256 amino acids. Lineage: Eukaryota; Metazoa; Chordata; Lepidosauria; Squamata; Sphaerodactylidae. Gene Ontology annotation, molecular function: serine-type endopeptidase activity. Gene Ontology annotation, biological process: proteolysis. The transcript is spliced from 5 exons. The record is from RefSeq and is a predicted model, not a curated record.